GAGUCUGCCGGGCUCAGGCAGCACCCUGCACGGGCUUGUGCUCAGUGUUGUCCUGUCGGGCAGCCUGAAGGAUGCACAUGAGACCUGUGCUUGUGUGGGCUUUCUCCUCUCUUGCUUGUCUGUACACACUUUCUGGGAGGUCUUCCUUCCAGUAGCGGCUUCUCAGAUGGGACCUCUGAGUGUCUAUAUGAACUAGACUGAGUGUCUCUACGAACUGGCACCAUUGAAUUGGUGGAGAUAAGUGGGGGAGGGGGAGGAGCAGCAGCAUUUCAGGUGGAGGAGACAGAACAAGCAGGGGCAUGGAGGUGGGCUGGGGGCACAAGGUGGGAAGCAGGCAGGGAUGUAGGUGCAGGUGCAGACAUGCUGAGGAGUAAGACCAUGAAAGGCCUUAUGUCCUGGGACAUGCAAUUUGGACUAUAUCCUAUAAGAAACAAGAAACUACUGCAGUUUUAGAUAAGAAAUGGGGCUACAUUAUUUUAUCUGGUGGUUGUAUGAGAGGUAUAUUCGAGUGAGCCUUACUCCAGUCAGAGAAUGUGAAGUGUCCAGGAGAGAGGAGAGCCUGAGCAGAGGAAGAAGCAGGACUUGGAGAGGCGGGCAUUUGGUGCCGCGGUUAAGACAUCACUUGAGAUGCCUGCAUCAUGUAUGGGAGUUCCUGUGUUUGGGUCCUGGCUCCGUUUCCAGUUCUGGCUUCCUGCUAAUGUGCAUCCUUGAAAGGCAGCAGAUGAUAGAUCAAGUACUUGGGUCUGGGUCAUCCACGUGAGAGAUCUGAUUUGAGUUCCAGGCUCCUGGCUUUGGCCUGUCCCAGCCCUGGAUGUUGUAGGCAUUUCGGGAGUAAAUCAGAAGGACCAUCACUGUCUAUCUCUAUCUCUGCCUUUAAAAUAAAAUAAAUAGGAUUUGAAAUAAGACUGCAUAACUGAGGGAUUCAUCUGGAUGAUUCACAGUGUGCCGCACACGGGGUUAGAAACUCUUACUACAUCUUCAUGGAUCUUCAUACUACCAGGAGGUAUGAAGUUCUACCCUCAUGAACAGCAGAAAGGAAAGUUUUCCAGGGGUUUAGCUAACUUAGAUGGAUGGUAGACAGCACGCAAGCUGCAGAGCUGGGAUUCAGUGCCCAGACUGUUUCAACCGAAAGCCUCAACAUUGACCAGCAACAGUGAUUCCUACUUUUGGUGGGUGAGAGAUGUUGGGGGGUCUGGGAUCACUCUUCAGGUUUCUCACAAAGGCAAGUGAGGAAACAGACCACACAGGAGGAGAAGCAAGUAGUGGGGAGGAUGGAUUCAGUCUGAGACCCCGGUUAGUGCUGUUCAAAGAGCCAGUUUAGGGUUCUUUGUCUCUCUGUGGCCCCACACUUUCUGCUCCUGAGCUACAUAGUGGGCCUGGGAAUGCCCAGGGUUCAUGCCUCUGACUCUGUUUCCCAUUCAUUCUCCAGGGUGAGGGUGACCCAGCUCUCCCAAGAGGAAGUCCCAGCUCUGCACAAUACCCUGAGGGAGAGCAGGUCUGAGCAACCUGUGGAAGUCAUGGACUGGGGCUGGCAGGUGCCAGGGAGCAAGCUCUGUGGCUCCAAUAAAGGGAGAGAAGUGAGUGUAAACGACAGGACCCUGGCCCUUUCCCUGGUGUGACAAACCGCCCAAAGACCAACCAAUGGCAAGAAUCUGAUUUGGCCAGGCUCAGGCAGUCCACAUGCCCUCUGGUCUAGGCUGUGUGGCCAUGUUGAGGCUUCAGUCAGCAUGUGCAGCUUUCUAGAACUGUCCUGACUCUCACAGGGCCUGAUGUCACAGGUGAGGAGUGUUGGUGAGUGGGGUUGAUGAUGGGUCCUGUGGAGAGUCCAUGGGGAGGCCUUCGAUUGUCAGCCUGGUGCUUUGGUGGGCUAACACUUUCAGGCCUCUGUGGGCUCCACCUGUGUGUGGAGAGAGGGCGUGGUGGGCCCUCUGUUCUCAGAGGGUCGGGAAGGAGGCACUUUGUUCCUCAGAAACAUAACAGCACUUUCCUUCUCACCUUGCCGCAGGCUCAGGGCCAAUGGGCCAGAGAAAACAUCAAAGGAAGCCCAGGAACUUAGGGACUUCUGGCAGGGAUGUUGGAACCAAGUGUUCUCUUGACACCAGAGAGGAGACGACCAGACAACAAUGUCUUUCCUCCCAUUUUCCAACCCCCUCAGCACAGGUGCUCCACAGACUCAGUGGGACACUCCCUCCUCCCAGACUGGCCUUCAUCCAGAAACCCUUCUAGCCUCAUGUCACCUCUGGGGUGUCUUUGGUCUUGGGCAGAAGAGCUCUCCCACUCCCCCUCUCUCCCCCCCUGCCCCAGGCCAGCUGUCUUCAGCUCCUGUCCUUUAAAUGGAGCCAUCAGAGAAUCAUCAGCUCAGCCUGCUUCCUCUGUCCCCCUUGGGAAGAUCUUCUCAUCCAAGGACCAGUCAGACUUCUUUUUCUGCAAGUGUUGCAGCCCACAGACCUGGUAAGGUUGAGAGCCUGUAGCGGCCCAAGAGAGGAAAGCAAUGGCUGAGGUGGCUGAUGAGUUGGGUGGCUCUGGGCAGAUGCCUCUUCCCUCUGGGUCAUGAGAACUUGGGCAGGAUGGUCUCUGAGGUACCAUCCAGCUCUUCGAAGUCAGGGAGGGCUGGGCAACGCUGGAGACCCUGGGAAGGGGCAGCAGCCACUCUAGUCCCAUCCUUGCCUCCAACCACCUUACCUUUGCCAGCAGGAGGAAUGGCAGCAGCUGUGGCCCGGCUCCUUUUCUUCCAGCUUUUUCUAGGGCCAGCUCUUUCCCUGGACAUCAAUAUGCAGUCUGACACCGAGAACUUCCGCACCUUAUACAUCGACUAUCCCAAGGUUAAGUUCAUAAAGAGCUUCCUGGGCUACUGUAAUGGUAUGAUGGCCUAUGUGAGGGGAAGAAUAGAGCACUGGUACUGCCCAAAGAUCCAUUAUGUGAUACAUGCCCCCUGGGAUGCCAUCCAGAAGUCCUGCAAGGACAGCAAGAGCUUCUGUGAGAACUACAACAAAUACUGCACUCUGACCCAGGACUCCUUCCCUGUCACGGUCUGCAGCCUGGGCGCCAAACAGCCCCCCACAAGCUGCCGCUACAACAGCACCCUAACCAACAAACAUCUGUACCUGCUCUGCUCUGGCAGGUAUGAUGCUGAACCAAUUGGUAUCAUAGGCCUCUACUAGGGAAUCUAAUUCCCAAAUCCUCCAGCCCCCACCACUAUAGGCCAGCCUGUCUCCAUUUCUAAAACUGUGAUCCCUGUAGCGAGACUUUCUCCCUGACUUCCAAGGCAGGCGGGACUCUCUCACAAAAGGUCAGGUAGAUAGGAAGAUGUCCAGAGCUUUGAUCAAUGUGCGAAGCCCUAACUCUCAUCCAGGGUCUUUCCAACUUGUUUACCAUGCUCUCACCACCCCCACUACUACCCCUCUUCUCCUAGAGACAGUAAAACCCACCCAAGAAGCUCACUGUGUCCAGUUGGCAGUAACUGUCCUUUCACUGGGCCAGAUCCUGAAUCCUGGGACAGAGGCCCAGGGCCACAGCUCACACCAUGGCAACAGGCACCCAGCUCCUCAUCUCAUUUCCCCAUCCCCACUGCCUUGCUGCUCUCUGUCGUCUCCACUUCCCCUUAACCCUGCACUCGCUCACCUGCACAGUGAGUGUCUCUAGCUGCAGCCACCUCCUGAGACCUGCACACUCCCUGCAGCCUCACUCCCCAGCCCCCGGCCCCCGGCCCCGCUGCAGCCUGCUCCUCUCUGUGACAACAUUGAUCCUCCCUUACUGGAACUGUCCUUUCUUCCCUCCUUCUUCCACAGUGACCACUGCUGUCUUCCCCCCAAGUUUAGCUGUCCUGUCUUCCUUCCUUUUUCUACCUUCUCCAUCCAUCUUUCUUACCUUGACUCAUAUGAAUGUCAAGCUAUCUUCUAUCAUCCUGUCAUUCAUUCUCCAAAGGUUUCUGCUCCCUUUCCUUCCCGUAGCUCCUUCUAGCAUCACCCAAACUCCAGGGUCUGCCACUGACAAGGCAGAGGACAAAGGCCCAUCCCCAGUCACGCAAAGCUUUAAGUUAUUUAAGGUGUAACCACUGGGGGAAACUGUGAGGAGGGUGUACCAUAUUUCACAACUUCCUGUGAACCUAUAACCACUUCAAAAUAAAAAGUUAAAAGCAUAUCGACUGAGUUCUGAUUUAAUUCCC
Molecule: messenger RNA, 4165 nt
Organism: Oryctolagus cuniculus (rabbit)
Lineage: Eukaryota; Metazoa; Chordata; Mammalia; Lagomorpha; Leporidae
Source: RefSeq, a predicted model, not a curated record